Molecule: messenger RNA, 1768 nt
Organism: Triticum aestivum (bread wheat)
Lineage: Eukaryota; Viridiplantae; Streptophyta; Magnoliopsida; Poales; Poaceae
Exons: 3
Coding region: 961-1428 (155 amino acids)
Source: RefSeq, a predicted model, not a curated record
UGCCGGCAGCAUCACUGCCGGGUGCGGCAAGCCGCACUUCCUACCUAGUAUAGUUGGUUCCUCUGUGGUGUUCGGCUAUAUGCUGGAGUAGCGCUAUGCCGUUGGGGAGCGAGGCACUGGCGCGUGCGAGCAGCGUCUGAUGCCUAAGCACAGGGGGUCUUGCUGGUGGUGAUGGAGCGUGGCUAUAUACAUACAACCUUUCUCGCUUCCUCAUUUAUUGUAUAACACAUCAUUAAAAAAUUUAUGUGCCAAAGUUUUCUAACAACUAUCUUACAACCAUUAAAAAUAUCUUUAGAGAAGUUAUGCAAUAAUUGUCUGUCAUGAAGUCUUUGCAUCUCCAUUAGUUGAGAGAGAUGGUACUACUAUACUCCCUCUGUUUAUAGUGCGCAUUGGCAGGGCUUUUGGUGGCCGGGCUACAGGCAGGCCGCAAUCUCGUCCAUUCGAAUGGGCUUUGGGUUGGCGAUCCGUCAUUUCACUGCUGUGGGUGGCAGGCCUAGUGGGUGAAUUACGGUCCGUGAUACAGCUAGGCUUCAAUAGGCGUAUUGCGUUCGGCCCAUCACCCGUUCCUGUACCCCGGUCCGCGGCGUGACUCGGUGGCCUGGACAGAGCGAUCUUUCGAAAUGUAUAUGGGCCCGGUGACAUGUGUGGAGCAGGUGGAUCCACGCGUGUGGGUUUCCUCGGCAUUACCCUCUCCUCCACAGAAAGCUUGCAUCCGCGGCUGCUCUCUUUUCCCACACGGGCGCGCUGCGGCGGCGAUUUCCCACCGGCGACAUGUCGACGGACGGACUGGAGGUCAACGGGUAUGUUCUUGUUCCUCCAAGUUCUCUCUCCCCCUAGUUCCUCCCCCCACUUUUCUUUGCAAAUCCAUUCACUGAUGGCGCUAGGUUUGACUGCAAGAGCGGUGGAGCUAACAUCACCGGAUGGGAAAGUGCUGUGUUCCCGGUGGAAUCCUAAGAUUCCAUGAGUGCUCCAGCCCUAGAGCUCGAGAAGGACGAAGAAGCAGCGGUGGUUGGAGAUGGGCAGAGAUACGAGGUGUGCUCUGAAGCUACAAGCGGCUGGACGAGGAGGGUGAGGCUCGGGAAAGCACCUGAUGAGAGGGACAUGAACCCCGACAGGAAAACAACGCUUGAGCUGUCUGUCCGUGCUUAUGCUGAAAAAUGUGAAGGGUAUGUCAUCAAUCCAACAAUUGGCACGGAAUUUGACUCGUUGGAUGAGGCAUAUGAGUUCUACAACCUAUAUUCAUGGAAAACUGGGCUUGGUAUACGGCUGGCGAAGAGCAGGCUCAAUGUGGAGAGAACAAGAUGUAUGCAAGAGAUUGUGUGUGCAUGCGCGGUACGUCUGUGUAAAAAAAAGCAUGUUUCUUCCUGGUUUUUUGCACGGGUGAGAGUGGGAAAAGCAUAUCUGGAGAAUUUGGAGAGGGAGGCCUGACCGAAAAAGUGCUCGCAAGCUAACUGCAAGCUGGUUGGUAAAGAGGGCUUGAGUGGGUAAUUAAAAGAUGACUUAGCUGUCAAUGUAAGGCAGUUGAUAUUUCAGUCAUUUUCGAGUUUGAUUCAGUUGUGGUCUGCAUGCUAAUCUGUGCAAAAUCAAAUACAUGUGAUAUAUCCUGCAUAUGGUGAUGGUACAUUGGAGUUAGGAGGUGAUCAAGGGUCCAAAAAAAUUCAUGGCACAAAUGUGUGACUAAUUGAAAAAUGUUGUGCCAGCGAUUGGUAAUCACAAACAGGUUAUGGAAAUGGAUAAGCAAUGUGCAUAGUCAUCUGUGGAAGUUAAU